Molecule: messenger RNA, 723 nt
Organism: Aspergillus melleus
Lineage: Eukaryota; Fungi; Ascomycota; Eurotiomycetes; Eurotiales; Aspergillaceae
Exons: 2
Coding region: 1-723 (240 amino acids)
Source: RefSeq, a predicted model, not a curated record
AUGGCUUCAUUUAACGGAGAAGGACCCUGGAGCACCUGCUCGGGUCAAGGUCUCGAUCAUUCUGUCCGGUUUCCCAACCACCUUUCAGCUGGUCCUGGCAGGAGACCUCGGAGGAAUCAAAAGAACGGAAAAGGUGGCUUCGGCCAAGGCUUCCCUGCGAACAACCAGUGUGGUAAUCCUGCUGCGAGUAAUUACACUCAGCUGCACACCCACCAGUCACAGGCGCCCGAACAUCCUAUCAGAAAACCCGAUGGAGCAGCAAAUCUUGACAACCGCUUCCCUCCUCGCAACAAUCGAAAUAGGAAAUUCAACAACAACGUGUUUAUCCCCAAGCCAAAGCAUCAAACCGGCCCUCGUGGCCCUCGAAACACCACUGUCCUCCGAGACGCAGACGGCGACGUUGUAAUGAAAGAUGGCCCCGGACUCUUUCCUCGGGUAGAUCCCGAUGGGGACGUUGAGAUGCUCGACGUAUUUACCUUGGAGACCCGUCACGCCUCCCUGAUCAGAGCACCGGCUAGACCAGCCGCUCGACAAACCCCCAAAAAUCGAAACAAAAGAAAUGGAAGGGUGGAUGCUGACGGCGACUCUGACAUGCGGGACGCUCCCCCUCUCCGCCAAGUGGGAAGUUUUCGGUGUCAACCCCACGGGGCGACCAUGCGACAAUUCCAGGUGAUCUCGAACCCACAUGUCUCGAACAACAUGUGGGAGGAUUAUGUGUAUUAA